AUGGCAUCGGACAGUUUCAACCCAUCAUCAACGGAGAAUCCUCCUCUGUCGACGGGAACUUUCGAACGAACAAGCCGUGGAUUCAACAUCACCGAGUUGAUCCAAGAUUUUCUUGACCGAGAACGAAAUUCCAGCCUCUACAAAACUAAUCUGGAGGCUCGCAUCGCCCAUGAAUGCGCAUCUCUUCAGGUGGAGCGUCAGGUCCGCAGUCGAGUAGAGCAGCAGUUAGCUGAAAUGCAGUGGGCACAAUCGCAGUUGGAGUCAACACUCCGUCACUCCUACGAAGACAAUGACUACCUUCAGCAAGAGCUCGCCCUAGAGAAAAAGAAAUCCCAGGAUCUCGAGUCUCGCCUGGCCACUGCGGUAUCAUUACACGAGACUUUGCAAAAGUAUAAUCUAGAAGGGAAACCCGUCCAGGAAAAAUCAGUCCAUGAAUUUCAAUUGUUGCUCCAAAGCCAAACUCAGCAAGAAAUAAUUAAGAAGCUUCAGGUCGUCAACCAAGCACACGAAGCCACAAUCAACACCUUGCAGAUCACGUUGAAAAAUGCACUAGGAGCAAUUCCGUGUUGCUGCUAUUCAGACAGCGGUGACUCCAUGGUUGGGACCCCGGCCAGUGAAGAAAGAUUGUGCCCUCAGAACUUGUUAAAGGAUGAAUUUUUAUCACUGUCGCCUAGAAUUAAGCAGUCAGACACAUGUUACAGUACCUCUGGGCUCGAUAAUAUGGAGCAACAUUCGCACCAUUCCUUGUACUCCAUUGCAGAAGAGAUCACUCCCCAAGAUCAUCAAAUCCUGCGUAACGGUGGAACAUCCUCCAAUAUCGAGCGUCUUCCCUCUCGCCUGCAGCUGUCAAAAGCUCCUUUCCAGAGUAAAACGAGGCAAAUUGAAAACUUGACCUACGAAGUCGGCUAUCUCAAGGCAGAGUUGGCUUGGCACACAGAGUCUAGACGAGCUUUGCUCCAGCUUCAAGAGCAAAUGUAUGAGAUGUUUCAUAGAAUGGAAGAUGCUUUGGUUCAAGUCAAUGCGCGCCUUCAAGAGGCUGAACAGCGUUAUCUGAGUUUCUGGGGCCUGGAGGCAUGUGCGGGUGGAAACGAAGAGAUGAUAUAA
Molecule: messenger RNA, 1104 nt
Organism: Aspergillus tanneri
Lineage: Eukaryota; Fungi; Ascomycota; Eurotiomycetes; Eurotiales; Aspergillaceae
Exons: 3
Coding region: 1-1104 (367 amino acids)
Source: RefSeq, a predicted model, not a curated record